Messenger RNA from Tupaia belangeri chinensis (Chinese tree shrew), 2040 nucleotides. It is a transcript of the gene WDR88, whose product is annotated as WD repeat domain 88. The record is from RefSeq and is a predicted model, not a curated record. The transcript is spliced from 11 exons. Gene Ontology annotation, molecular function: protein binding. The coding region runs from base 472 to 1863 and encodes 463 amino acids. Lineage: Eukaryota; Metazoa; Chordata; Mammalia; Scandentia; Tupaiidae.
UCGGCCAUGUGGGAAUCCCGCACUGCGCCACCUGCUGGCCCCAUGGUUCAUUGACAGAUACGUCCCUCCUGCUCUUACCUGUAAAUUGUGCGAACCUGCCCCUUACAGCUGCUUCCUAUUUGUCAGGGGCCAUCCAUAACCAGUUACCUCUCCUGGAAGAGCACUGGCUUGGCCAGCAGCCCGUCCACAGGUAAAGAACACACAAAAGGUCACCCUGCGACAGAAGUCAAGAAGGCCCAAAGGGCAGGAGGUAUUGCGCGCUGGACCCCGUUCCUUUUGGGUUAGAAGGUGAAGCCAGUUUUCCCGGGGCGUAACCCCGUUCUGCGCUGGGAGGCACCUCUUCUCACCUACUUGGCGAGAGGCCCGAGCCCCAGGUGGCGCGUGGGUGCAAAAGGCCGGGCUCGGGCACGAGCAUAGCGCCGCCGUUCCCAAGCAGGCCUGCCGAGCGCCACUGGCCAGCCCUGCUUGGAGAUGGCCUCCCCGCCGAAAGGCCCCCGGAGAUUCCCGGGCAAGACCUGGAAACUGGCGCCACAGAGACUUGGGCCAAGGCCACCGGUGGUCUCCCCCAGCGCGCUGCAGCGGCACAACAGGCUGCCCUGGGUGACUGUGGUGAAAGCCUUAGGCGGCUUCAGGCUGUCGACCGAGGACACUCACCGGGAUCACCUGCUGGCCUCCCUCGACCCCCUGGACGUGGACAGGGACUUCCUAGUGCCCAAGAAGGACCGUAAAGAGGAGAAGACGUUCUGGGGCGACCAGGAGCCCCUCUCUAAGAUCCCAUUUAAAAUUCUGAGUGGACAUGAGCAUGUGGUGAGCUCAUGCCAUUUCUGUGUGGAUGACACGAAGCUGCUCAGCGGCUCCUAUGACUCCACUGUGAAGCUGUGGGAUGCUGUGGAUGGAUCUGUGAUUCAGGAUUAUGAGCCACACCCCAAAGCUCCUAUUUUAGAGUGCAGCAUCACAGCCGACUACAGAAGAAUUGUUGCAGCAUCCUAUGACAAAACAGUGAGGGCCUGGGACCUUGAAACCGGCAAGCUGCUGUGGAAGAUGAGCCACGAUAACUUCGUAGUCUCCUGUAAGUUCUCUCCUGACGGUAAAUACGUAGUCGCAGGCUUGGAUGUGGAUCGUGGCAUCUUCAUCAUGGACGCGGAGAACACCGCCACCGUGUCGCACAUCAAAGAUCAUCACAGCAGGUCAAUCACAGCAUGCUGCUUUGACCCUGACAGCCAGAGGGUGGUGUCUGUCUCCUUGGACCGGAGCAUCAAGAUCUGGGAUGUUACAUCCCGGACCACACUGCUCACCAUCACCAAGGCGCAUUCCAAUGCAAUCUCGAACUGCUGUUUCACCUUCAGUGGCCAUUUCCUGUGUACGAGUUCCUGGGAUAAAAACUUAAAAAUCUGGAACGUCCAUACAGGGGAGUUUCGAAACCACGGAGCCUGUGUGACUCUGAUGCAGGGUCACGAAGGUUGUGUGAGCUGCUGCUCCUUUGCCAGAGACAGUUCUUUUCUCAUUUCUGGAGGGUUCGACAGGACGGUGGCUAUUUGGGAUGUAGGAGAAGGCUACCGGAAGCUCUCCUUGAAGGGCCAUCAUGACUGGGUGAUGGAUGUUGCCAUUAGCAACAACAAGAAAUGGGUCCUUUCUGCCUCAAAGGAUAGGACCAUGAGACUAUGGAAUAUUGAAGAAAUUGACCAAAUACCUGCAGUAAUGGAAUACAAAAAAGCCAAGGGCAUAACGGCGAGACAGUGUGAAGGUUGCGACAAGCCCUUCUCCAUCUUCGAAAACAACACCUCUUCUGAAAUAUUCUCCAAAUGUGUAUUCUGCCGGAUGGACGCAAAGAACUUGGAAGCAGCUUCAUCAUUGGAAGACUGAGAACUGGACACUGAGCCCCUCCCUUGCGUGACUUAUCAGUAUACCUGUGCAGAAGGCAGGCUCUGUACGGAACUUUCUCUUGGGCCCAUCCCAGCUGAGUGGGCCUCUGAGACGGGGCGGGGGGGUGGAGGUGGGCAUGGGGGGGUGCUGACUCCUGGCUGGGUUCUCACCACAGUG